This is a messenger RNA of Caenorhabditis bovis, 1134 nucleotides long. NCBI's taxonomy places the organism in Eukaryota, Metazoa, Nematoda, Chromadorea, Rhabditida, Rhabditidae. The record is from the annotation of a GenBank genome assembly.
AUGUUGAAACCUUCUUUGAUCUUAGUCGUUCUGAUUGGGACUGGUUGGGCAGUCACAGUUACCGAACAUAUCGAACUAAUGCGUUUUCCACCAAAACUUGUGACCAAGGAAACGAUCCUUAAUGAUUACGAAAUUUUGUCUGAUGAAUUCUACAGACCGGAGGACCCGACCAGAAAUGAGGUUAUUCAGUUGGCUUAUGUCACACCAUGGAACAACAAAGGAUAUGAUUUGGCUAAGAAAACCGCUCACAAACUUUCGCACGUUUCGCCUGUUUGGUUCCAGGUCAAACCUCUCAUGAAGGGUGAAACUCUCGACACUUGCUUGAUUACCGGCGACCACGAUAUUGAUCGAGACUGGAUUAACGCACUACGUGGGAAAAAUAGCAAUAUCAAAAUUGUUCCGAGAAUCAUUUUUGAGGAUUGGUCGAGACAGCAAAUGGAAGUGCUUUUGGUGAACACACAAUUUUCAAAUAAAUGCGCUAGAGUUAUUUCUGAUUUCUACUUGAGAAACCAAUUCGAUGGACUUGUCGUGGAACUGUAUACCCAGGCUGUUGUCACCAUGCAAUCAUUGGAAGUGAAAACAUUCCUUGUUGAAACCAUGGAGCAAUUAGCUAAGGUCUUCCACAAAUCGGAGCUUCAAGUGAUCUUCACGAUUCCGGCACCACUCGAUGGAAAAAUGCAGCCAAAUCAGAUGAUUGAUACCGACGAGUACAGUUCGCUUUUGAAAGUUGCCGACUAUCUUCAGAUAAUGACGUACGACUUUCGUGGUCCAAAGUUGACCGGAGUUGCUCCGUUCGAAUGGGUUGAGAGCUGCUUGUUCUAUCUUGAUCCCAAACGCUCGAAAAAAACUCUUCUCGGAAUCAACUGGUAUGGAUAUGAGUACACUGAGAAGCAUAUGAAACCAAUCAUCGGCGAUCAGUUCAUUUCUGCGUUGAAGGAAAAACCGAUUUUGUUCUACAAUUUUGACGAGGAAGCGAUGGAGCAUCGCUUGUACACCAAGGAUAAGGAGGUGAUUUACUAUCCUUCCCUUUCAUCGUUGGAGCUCCGUAUCAAUUUGGCGCAUCGUUCCGAUGCUGGAAUCGCCAUUUGGGAUUACGGACAGGGUUUGCCGUAUUUCUCCAACUUGUUGGUUUAG